Molecule: messenger RNA, 1196 nt
Organism: Aphanomyces astaci
Lineage: Eukaryota; Oomycota; Saprolegniomycetes; Saprolegniales; Verrucalvaceae
Exons: 1
Coding region: 57-995 (312 amino acids)
Biological process (GO): transmembrane transport
Source: RefSeq, a predicted model, not a curated record
GAAAUGUAAAGCAGGAGAUCAAUCUGCUAGUUGUCGCUCACAUCACACAAUUCAAAAUGCAACAAACCAUGAACACCAACAACCAACAAGGCAUCAUUUUGGCGACCACCCCCAACUGCUGCCCCGCGGGAACGCGCAAGGGAUGGCAGUCGGUGGCUGCGGGGGUGAUUGCUGGCUGCGUCACACGCACCACGACCUCGCCCCUGGAUGUGCUCAAGAUCUUGUUUCAAGUGAAAAGUCAAGGGGCUACGACGCUCCAAUCCACAUGCCGCACGCUGUUCCAAACGAGGGGUCUUACGGGGUUUUGGAAAGGCAACUUGGCGGGGUGCUGCCGCCUCGGACCGUACGCUGGCGUCAAGUUCUGUCUAUUUGACCAAUUGCAAUCGCUGGCACACGGAGACAACGACGCCCCGACCAACGUCGGCCGAGUCACGUGUGGCGCGCUUGCGGGCAUAGCAGCGACCUUCAUCGUGUACCCCAUGGAGCUCCUUCGGACGCGACUCAUCGUGUCUCCCGUGCCUCUGACCAUCCGUCUCGAAGCCCGGCGCAUCGUGCAAGCCGACGGCCUCCGGGGGUUCUACCGCGGGUGCACGUCCGGGCUCGUGGGGGUUAUCCCGUUCGAAGGCAUCCAGUUUGCGUGCUACGAGUAUGGCAAAGCGUAUGCGACGACCCAUCGCUGGCCCCCGUGCCGCUGGCCCCAAAACAAGACCCAAUUGCAGACGGUGGACCACCUCGCGCUAGGCAGCAUCGCGGGGGCCGUCGCACAAGUGGUCGCGUACCCGUUGGACACGAUCAAGAAGCGCUUGCAGUUGCAGGGGUCGGGGUCCAACGCCCGAUACGACGGCAUGGUCGACUGCGUCGCCAAAGUGGUGCGAGAGGAGGGGGCGAUGGCCUUGUACAGAGGGACCGUUCCCAACAUGGUGCGCCUCGUGCCGUACGCCGCCGUUAUGUUUGCGUCCUACGAAGCUGCCAAGGACUUUCUCAAGGCGUUGUGAGGAUGGUGGUUCCAGUAUACUUCACACAAUCCGAGCGCCUUGUUUGGGCAAUCCAUGCCCCUUGACCAGAACUGGUCGGGCGGGUCUUGUCAAACCCGCCGUGGCUCCAAGAGUCCGUCGCCACCGCCAUCAUCACCCCUACUACAACUAAUCUAGUUCAUCCUUGUCACGUUGUAAUUUAACAUUGCUGACCUUGUUACA